Dinoponera quadriceps is the source of this 2728-nucleotide messenger RNA. RefSeq lists its product as uncharacterized. Lineage: Eukaryota; Metazoa; Arthropoda; Insecta; Hymenoptera; Formicidae. Gene Ontology annotation, molecular function: RNA binding. The record is from RefSeq and is a predicted model, not a curated record. The coding region runs from base 141 to 2054 and encodes 637 amino acids. The transcript is spliced from 7 exons.
AUACGCUUUAACAAGAUGGCUCUGUUGUAAUACGGCGAACGAUUUUGCAAAAUAUACAAACAGUAGUCGUGAUCGAUAAGGAUUUUUGCGCUGGUCGAAAUUUGAAAAGGCUAUUUGAGAUUUUAUAUUGCAAGAUUAGGAUGAGCGCUAGACUGCUGAAAGACCCAGCCACAGCCUCCAGUCGUGUUUUUGUGGGUCAUUUACAAAGCGAUGAUGUAACAAAAUUGGAAUUAGAGGAACAUUUCUCUAAAUAUGGCACCGUUAUAGCAUCCUUGAUAAAUAGAGGCUUUGGAUUUGUCCAGUUUGAAGAUGAACACUCCGCUCAGAAGGCUAUUCAAAACGAAGAUGGUGCAAUGUUCAAAGGCAGACGUAUAGAUGUCAGACCUGCAAAGAAAGAUAAUCAAUCCGGAAAUGCGGCAAAUGCUAAUGCAAAGCAAUUCAAUUUUAUGAACAAGCCAUUUAAAAAGGAUCCUUUUAUCCCAAAUAAACCAAAUUUCAUUGGAGGGAACACGAGUUUUAACUCCAAUCAGAACUUUGGGAGUGAUAAUACAUUUGGUAACAACCAGAAAGAUUUCAAUUUUGAUAACAGAAGUGGCGAAAGUAUUCACUUUGAUGAUGGGAAUCAGGCUAGAGAUGAUGAAAAUGACCAGUUUAAUGGAAAACACAGUAAUAAUAACAGUGGAAACGACCACUUCAGCAAUCUUCAAAAUCGAGGAAACAAUCAAUUCAAUUUAGCUAAUCGCGGGCCCGAUCAGUUUGGAAACCAAAACAGAGGGAAUAGUAAUCAAUUCGGGAAUAAUCAGAACCGACCUGGGUCAAAUCGAAAUCCAAUUAAUCAGGGAAAUAACCAAAACAUUGGUCCAGGAGGUACCGGAGGAGGUGCCUUCAAAACACACAUAAGAGGCAUAAGAGGUGGAAAGAAUAAAAGCAAAAAUAAUCACAGCAACACGAACGUGAACAGUUUCAGAGAUCGGAGCCCGAUCAAUAGAGGCAGUCGAAUAGACGACAAGACUAAUAGAGACUGGGAUCUCAAGCAGGGAGAUAGGCGCGGUAGUAAUUUCGGCAGUUCGUUCAGCGAUAACGGUAACCGUUACGACGAUUUCAAAACUUCCGGAACUUCCAGAGACACGAACGCGAGUUUCGGAAGCGGGAGCGCCUCGUCUGAUUAUCUCGCGGCCGAGAAGAACGACUGCGAAAUUAUCGUUGUCAACAAGGCGUUAACAGAAUACGCGGAGGCCAUCGAAUCACGCCUGAAGAAGAUCGGUUUAUCGGUAGAUCUGUUGUUCCCCAAUGAAGAUGUCUUCUUGAGUCGUGUGUUGGGAAACCUCGCGAGUCGUGGUUGCCUAUACGCCGUGGUAGUCACACUCAUCAAUCAAGAGCACCAUUCUCUGACACUGAACAUCUUGCACGGCUUGCCGCAAGAACACAGGAACAUGCCCCUUGAGGAUGCCAUAAACUUGAUUUCGAGAGAUUUCACGAAUUAUAAAGCCGGCGGACGUUCGGUGCCGCUGAACGCACCGUUAGCGAACGAACGUCAUCCGGACGCCAUACAAGUUCUCCUGAAUAUGCUGGCCGAUAAUCAUCAGCUCACGGUUCUGCAGUACGAUCGUGUCAUAAAGUACCUCGAUAUGAAGCGGGAGGAGCAGGUGCAGGUGGAGCUGGGCGACGCGAAGGACCUGCCUGUGACGUCGCUCACAGUCAACGACCCGAAGCAAGCAGAGUUGCAGACAAGAAUACUGAACAUCUUGAACAGCAGUAAAACUAACACAUCAGCGAACGAUCCCACGCCAGUGCCAGCGCCAACCUCUGUACCGACUCCGGUGCCUUCAGCUAGCUGGGGAACAGCAGCAUCGAACACUGCCACUACGUCAUCUACAACAACCACUUCCACCGGAGUCUCACCGUCGCCCCUACUAAACGAUCCGACAGUUCAGAAAGCUCUCGACAGUCUGUUGCAAGGAAAUCUGUUGAAAAACAUCGGAGACCAGCAAGCACCCGCGACCACCGCCCCGCCACCGUUGUUCGCAGCUUUCUCCAAUAUCGGCAGAUUUUAAUCGCACCGCCGAUUUUAUUACAUCGGGAACUUUUAACCUUUAGGAUUUCUUUAUAUAUAUUUUUGAUUUUUAUUCGGUAUGUGUAAUAUGCAAUUACAAAAGAAAGAAAAAGAAAACUUAUCGAUAAGGAAAACGUCGAAGUUACAUGCCGGACAUAAUGAAUAAUAUUUUAGUACAUUGUAUAUUACUCGUGUAAAAUGAUAAAUUUAAGACGAAAAAAUUCAUUACUUUACUUCAUAAAAUACAGCAGUUGUGAUUCGUGUCGAUUAAUGUUACUAUCUACGUCAUCGAUAGUAUUACAUACAUUUUUCUCCGCAUAGAAACGAUUCUACAUUUAAACAGCUGAAUAUAUUUUUAUUUAGACAUUGCACGUUAUUUAUUAGAAAUACUUCAUAUAAACACAAACACGAAUGCUUUACGUGGACAAAUCUAAUCAUACAAUAUAUAUUCAUACACACGUAAACACACAUAUACGCAUAUGUGUGAAAAUAUUUUGGUUUACAAAAGUGAAAGCCUGCUUUGUCGUUGAAACAUUUUUAUGUAAAAAUCAGUUUUUAUACAGUUUAGAGGGAUAAGUGUUAGGAUAUAAUAUUACGUAUGCGCAAUAUAAUUAAGGACACGAUCUUUUAUUGUAUUGAAGCUAUAUACUUUAAUCGUCGUGUUUCUAUACUGAA